Molecule: messenger RNA, 1281 nt
Organism: Auxenochlorella protothecoides
Lineage: Eukaryota; Viridiplantae; Chlorophyta; Trebouxiophyceae; Chlorellales; Chlorellaceae
Product: MATE efflux family protein 2, chloroplastic
Exons: 4
Coding region: 1-1281 (426 amino acids)
Biological process (GO): transmembrane transport
Cellular component (GO): membrane
Molecular function (GO): xenobiotic transmembrane transporter activity; antiporter activity
Source: RefSeq, a predicted model, not a curated record
AUGAAUGGCACCGGUCCCGGUGUGCACGAUGCUCACAAGAAUGGUGGGGACCCGGAGGCCCCGCUGGCAGGCACGGGGCACGGGCCUACGAGACCCCCAACCCCCUCGUCGCGGCCUAGCCUCCCCGGCUGGCUGUUGAACCCCAACGACCCCGCCAUCCUGGAGCUGACGCUUCCCGCCCUGCUGACACUGGUGGCGGACCCCAUGCUGUCCAUGGCCACCUCCGUGUUUGUGGGCCAGACCGGGCCCACCCCACUGGCCGCGCUGGGCAUCAACACCUCCCUCUUCGCCCUCUGCUUCUCCCUGUUCAACUUCCUGGCCACCGCCACCACCCCGCUGGUGGCCACCGCGCUGCAGGCCGGCAACGGCGAGCAGGCAGGGCGCACGGUGCUGCAGGGCCUGGCGCUGGCCGUCGUGCUGGGCUUGGGCCUGGCCCUGGCCCUCACCGCCGGCUCUGAUGCGGCGCUGGGCGUCAUGGGCGUCGCGCCCGAGGCCGGCGACCUCUUCCUCCAGUCGCGGGACUACCUGACCGUUCGCGCGCUGGCCGCCCCGGCAGUACUCCUGGAAAGCGUGGCGCAGGGGGCGCUGUACGGCAUGCGGGACAUGCGGACGCCGCUGUACGUCACCGCGGGCGCCAACGCACUCAACCUGGGCCUGGGCUGGCUCUUGGUCCUGCACCUGGGCUGGGGAGUGAAAGGCGCCGCGCUGGCCACAGCCGCGGCCGAGGCGGCGUCGGCGGUGGCGUACCUCACGGUCUGGCUGCUGGACAGCUUCCUCACCGAUGCGCUGGCGGUGGCGGGGCAGACCCUGGUGGCCUCGCACCUGGGGGCGGGGGGGAGCGUCGGCCUGCGGAGCGCGCGUGCCGUGUCGGACCGCCUGCUCCAACUCGGCGUGGGCGGCAGCGCCGUCCUCGCCCUGGCCCUGGCCGCGCUGGGCCCGGCUUUCCCCGCCGCCUUCACCUCCGAUCCGGGCGUGCUGAGCGGGGUGCACGCCAUCUGGGGCCUGGCCCUGGCCCUGCUGCCGCUGAAUGGCGCGGUCUACGUCCUGGACGGCGUGCUGGCAGGCGCCUCCGACUUCGAUUUUCUGGCCCAGGCCAUGGUCCUGUCUGCACUGUGCACCGUGGCAGGGCUGGAGCUGAGCGGGCACUUGGAGGCGGGGCUGCUGGGGGUGUGGUGGGCGCUGGCCGCACUCAUGGCCUCCAGGCUGGCCACGCUGAGUUGGCGAUACGCCGCGCCGGCGGGGCCCCUGGGUGCAAAAAGGGGGCCUGGCGCAGAGUCCUGA